AAAUCACAAACAGUCCUGGUGUCACCGCCUCCCAUGUAAAUAAACAAAACCAAGAAGUCGUUUCUCGUGUGACAGAAAAAGUGCUUAUCAAUUAUUCACUGCUCACUUGUUCAGCUAUACACGCGCUGACCGCAGUGAAUGCAUAGUUUGAGUAACAAAGCGAAAAGCAACGUGCGGUGUUAUCUUGAUGUGAAAAUUCAAGGAAGGAAUCUCGGAGUUUAAAAUUCAGCUGUCAUCAUACAAAAUAUAUAAUAACUGAGGCAGACACUUGAAAUCCUAGGAAAAUGGCUGCCAGUUUAUCAACGGAUAUCAUCUUACCAAACCCACCCCCUGAUUUAUUGCUUCCGAAACAUGCAGAAUUUCUAUCGCGUUAUGGAACUUCUAAGGAAGAUUAUGAAUACUGCAUGACCGAAUUUCUGAGAAUGUCAGGAAUGUACUGGGGUCUGACGGCGUUAAGUCUGAUGGACAAAUUGGAUUCCGUUCCACCCAGUGAUGUCAUUGCUUUCAUUCAGGACUGUUUUGAUGAGACCACAGGGGGAUUUUCCCCGGCAAAAGACCAUGAUCCACAUGUCUUGUAUACGCUGAGUGCGGUUCAAAUAAUUGCAAUGUAUGACGAAUUCAAGGCUGUCGAUUGUUCCAAAAUUGUUUCCUUCAUUCAGUCUUUACAACAAGCGGAUGGCUCAUUCUUUGGGGACCAGUAUGGCGAGGUUGAUAUUAGAUUUUCAUUCUGUGCGGUAGCUACGCUUUCCCUUUUGAAAAAACUCGAUGCAAUUAAUGCUAGAAAAGCUGCUGAUUUCAUUUUGUCUUGCCAAAAUUUUGAUGGAGGUUUUGGGUCCAAACCUGGUUCUGAGUCUCAUGCAGGACUAAUUUAUUGUGCUGUGGGUACACUAUCGAUACUCAAGGAAGUUGAUCGGAUAAACAGUGACUUGUUGGGCUGGUGGUUAUGUGAACGACAACUAAAAUCAGGGGGUUUUAAUGGAAGGCCAGAAAAGCUUCCUGAUGUUUGCUAUUCUUGGUGGGUACUGGCCUCCUUGACAAUUUUAGGGCGACAAGAUUGGAUUGAUCAAAAGGCCCUCAUCAAAUUCAUACUCUCCUGUCAAGACACGUCAACUGGAGGAUUUGCAGAUCGACCUGGAGAUGUGGUUGAUCCUUUCCAUACCCUGUUUGGAUUAGGAGCACUAUCUUUACUCGGUUAUCAAGAUGAAAAGUUGUUAAAACUCAAGAAAAUCAACCCGGUCUUUUGCAUGAGUCAAGAUAUCAUUGAUAAACUCGAAAUUGAGGUUCAAAUUUUACCCGGUGGAGGUGCAUCCUGACCUAUGCUUCUUAAUGCAUGCGAGACCAGUUGUACAUUAGGACUCUUGUAAUUUCGCUGUAUGAUCAUGAUGAAAAAAAUCACCUUCAGUUUGCCUUAUUUUUAGCCAACGAACCAGCAUACAUAUAUAUUUUAUAUAUGUUGUAAUCUUGACUUCUUUUAUGUGCCGCACUAUUAUUAUUAUUAAAUGUUAAACCAUGUCCACUAGAGCAUUAUAAAGUUAAAAUUCAAUUCAACUUGUUUCAGUAUAAUUUUAUUUUAUGCAAAUUAUCAUUAAAUUAAAAUUUACCUUCAUGCAUGCUAUUCUAAAACUUAAAACGUAUUAUAAUAGUCUACUAUAAAUAUGAACUAAAUAAUACCAAAAACUGUUAACUCGUGUAUUAACGCUGAUAGUUUGAAUUUGCUAAAUUAUGCAAGGAUUUCUAAUAGAAUAUAGUGCUGCUACUUUCGUCUAUCUACAUAUGGCAGAUAGAUCAUCAAGUCUUGCAUUAAAGUUUAAGGGUUUGCUCAAAAUUACGCAACUUUAAAAUACCACACAAACUUGAUACAUUGAUACUUUUUAUAUCGUUCGCCAGUUGGAAUAAUUAUUAUAACAUGUAAUAUAGCCUCAGUUGUAAUAAAAUGGAAAUAAAUUCACUCGAACCUUCUUAAAAA
Messenger RNA from Folsomia candida, 1966 nucleotides. It is a transcript of the gene betaggt-II, whose product is annotated as geranylgeranyl transferase type-2 subunit beta. The transcript is spliced from 8 exons. Gene Ontology annotation, molecular function: Rab geranylgeranyltransferase activity. The record is from RefSeq and is a predicted model, not a curated record. The coding region runs from base 285 to 1313 and encodes 342 amino acids. Gene Ontology annotation, cellular component: Rab-protein geranylgeranyltransferase complex. Gene Ontology annotation, biological process: protein geranylgeranylation. NCBI's taxonomy places the organism in Eukaryota, Metazoa, Arthropoda, Collembola, Entomobryomorpha, Isotomidae.